Molecule: messenger RNA, 3109 nt
Organism: Myotis daubentonii (Daubenton's bat)
Lineage: Eukaryota; Metazoa; Chordata; Mammalia; Chiroptera; Vespertilionidae
Product: zinc finger protein 177-like
Exons: 7
Coding region: 852-2000 (382 amino acids)
Biological process (GO): regulation of transcription by RNA polymerase II
Cellular component (GO): nucleus
Molecular function (GO): DNA-binding transcription activator activity, RNA polymerase II-specific; RNA polymerase II cis-regulatory region sequence-specific DNA binding
Source: RefSeq, a predicted model, not a curated record
CUCGCGCGUUAGCCCGGCCCUGCGCGCUCUGACUCGGCCCCUCGGGCCUCCGGGGGCGCUGCGGGGCGAUUCCCCCUCCUCGGAGGGGCUCGGCCUGCGGGGUCCCCGCAGCAGCUGCGGGCGGGCGGGUCGGCCGCCUCCCCUUCAGCAAAGCCUCCAGGUCAGUGACCGUUUGCGCCCUUUCCUCAGACGGAAGAGCACCUCCGUCCUUCGCGUCGCUGACUGCCGCCUCGGGUGCCCGGUCCCCGAAGCCGGCUCUCCCGUCGGGUCCGGGGCGCCCUCCGUGGAUGUUCCCCCCGGGGUGUCGGUGAUUGAGUUUGAUGACUAAUGACUGCUGCCUAAAGAUUGAAAGUAUGAGGCAAGACUUCCCAUUACUACUUAAUCAAGAGGAAUUGAAUUUGAAACAUACUCUCUUAAAGAGACUUUGGGAACAAGAAUGUUCAGGCAGGUUCCUCUGUCAGACUCAUAGGAUGCUGGCCAUUGAUCUUUCUCCUUGUGCUCUGCUUGCUCAGAACUCUGCCAGGUGAGGAGGGAGACACAGAAAGGGAAGAAUGGGUGCAGGAUUGCUGACAUCUUGGUCACAGGACUUGGUGACCUUUGAGGAAGUAGCGGUGGACUUCUCUCCGGAGGAGUGGGCACUCCUGAACUCUGCUCAGAAAAUCCUGUACAGAGAUGUGAUGAUGGAGAACUUUAGGAACCUGGCCUCUGUGGCAGGGUAUCAUCUCUGCAAAUACAGUCUUAUCACUGAGGUGGAGCAGUAAGAACUGAGGCCAGGGAAGAAAAGAAUUCUCCAAGGGGCCUGUUCAGUUUCAGGCUGGGCUACUCAACUUAAAUCAAAACAUUCAAUUGCUAUGCAGAAUGUUCCUGAGGAAAAAACUUCUAACGGCAUAAAAAUGGCACCAACUCACCCUGGUGAGAAACCUUUGGAAUUUGAUCACUAUGGAAAAUUCUUCAGAAAGAACUGUCACCUUAUUUGUACAAGAUAUUGCAAGGGACAGAAAUGCUACAAAUAUAAAGAAUACAGGAAAGAUUUUGACCAUUUCUUAACUCUUAGGAGUCAUAUGAGUACUCACUCUGAAGACAACAUUUCUGAAUUUAUUGACUGUGGCAGAGUUUUCAAUCUAGAGUCAUCCUGUAGGGAACACUCAAGAACUCUCACAGGAGAGAAAUCUGAGUGUAAUCAAUGUCUUCUGUCCUUCAGCUUAUACUCUUCCUUUUCAGGACAUGUGCAAAACCCUAUUGGAGAGAAACUCUGCGAAUGCAGUGACUAUGGACAAAGACCUUCCCUUAGAGUGCACAAAAACUCGUGUACUGAGAAGGGAAGCUUAAAAUGUGAUAAACAUGGGAAUGUUUUUACUGGCCCCUUGUCCCUUCAGAAAUAUGAGAGACUUCACACUGCAGAGAAACCUUAUGAAUGUAGUGACUGUGGGAAAAUAUUCAUUUUUCACUCUUCCCUUAAGAAACAUGUGAGAUCACACACUGGAGAGAAGCCUUAUGAAUGUAAUCAUUGUGGAAAAUUUUUCAGCCAGAGCUCUCAUCUUAAUGUGCACAAAAGAACUCACACUGGAGAGAAACCCUAUGACUGUAAGGAAUGUGGCAAGGCUUUCACUGUUCCUUCCUCCCUCCAAAAACAUAUGAGAACCCACACUGGAGAGAAGCCCUAUGAAUGCAGCGACUGUGGGAAAGCCUUUAUUGAUCAGUCAUCCCUUAAGAAACAUCGACGCUCUCACACUGGAGAGAAACCUUAUGAGUGUGAUCAAUGUGGAAAAUCCUUCAGCACGGGCUCUUAUCUUAUUGUGCACAAGAGAAUGCACACUGGAGAGAAAACCUAUGAAUGUAGAGAAUGUGGGAAGGCCUUUAGGAAUUCCUCUUGCCUGAGAGUACAUGUGAGAACUCACACAGGAGAAAAGCCCUAUAAAUGUAUUCACUGUGGAAAAGCAUUCAGCACCAGCACUAACCUUAUAAUGCACAAGCGAAUACAUACCGGGCAAAAACUUUAAGAAUGAAAUGACUACAGGCUAGCUUUAAAUGGCCCUUCGCACCUCAUUCCUCACUCUAGAACUCACACUGGAGAGAAACCUCAUUGUGACCAAUGGUGAAAGCCUUUAGGCACAACUCUCGACUUAACCUUAUACAGGGAGCAACUUUGUAAGUGUUACAGUUCUGUGAUUGUCUUUAUCAGUGAGUGUUUCAUCCUUAAAGUUUGACAACUCAUUAAUUGAGUAUUAAAUGUAAUGUAGCAUUCUAAAUUUCCCUUGAUUUACAUCACAGAAGUUUUGAUCGAUAAUGUUUUCAUUGUAAUUUAGUACUUAAUAUUGUCCAAUUCUCAUCAAGAUGUCUUGGAUCUAUACAAGAUUCUUGGAUUUAGAAAUGUGUUUUAGUGUGAAAACUGCAUAUUUUAAUUAUUUUUUAGUUAUAGAGUUCUAAUUUAAUUACAUUGUGCACUCAAUAUAUGGUCUUCAUGAUAUAGAUUCUAAAUUACACAUACUGAGAUAGAAAAUGGUUGGAGAUUUGCUUUGUGGCCUAAUGUGUCAGAGAGAACCAGUUGCUGUUCCAUAUUCAUUGCUCCCUUCCUUAAAGUAACAGAACUACAAUUGUGUUCAAGUUGGCAGUGUGGACAGUUUGUUAAGGAAUUAUCUAGCUUUCCUUGCAGCUAUGAGUGCCCAUGAUCCCACAGUCCUGGCCAAUGAGAAAGAGUGAGAGCUGCUUCUGGGUUUUAAAAAGAAACCCAUGAAAUGGGAGCAUCUCAUCUGGUAUUUUCUCUUAACAUUUUCCAUUUAUCUUAUCUCUUCUUCUUUCUUAGGAAAUAAACCAAAAAGGAUGGCAGUCAUAGGCUACUGAUUAUACAGCAAGGACAUACAAUAGUAUUUGGCUGUUGUACCAACCCUGGGUUGCUUGUUUCUGGACUUCAUGUAACAUGAAGAAAAAAAAAAUAAGCUCCAAACUGGAUUAAACCACUCUUGUGGGAAGAUUCUGUUACAACAGAUUUCACUCUCAAUUGAUAGAUCUCAUAUGUGACCAGGUUUUAUGAAUCCUUCAAAUAUAGUUGAAAACAAUGUAUAUUCUGUAAUCAUCAGGUAUAAUAGAUUUAUCUGAUAGAUAAACCUUA